AUGCUGAGACUCCUGGUCCCUGUUUUGUUGGUGGCUGGUGCCUUCGGGUGCGGUCAACCGGUCUACUCCCCCAAUGCCAGGGUGGUCAAUGGAGAGGAUGCCAUCCCUCACAGCUGGCCCUGGCAGAUCUCCCUCCAGUAUGAAAAAGACGGGGAAUACCGCCACACUUGCGGGGGGUCCCUCAUUGCCCCCGAUUGGGUCAUGACGGCCGCCCAUUGCAUUUCCAAAUCCCGCAAAUACAAAGUCGUCCUGGGCGAAUACGACAUGAACCAGGAGGACGGAUCCGAGCAACACAUCCCUGUGGACUCAAAAGACAUCUUUGUGCAUCCAAAGUGGUUCUCCAUCUGCGCGGCUUGCGGGAAUGACAUUGCCCUGAUGAAGUUGUCUCGCAGCGCGGAGCUGAGCGAUAAGGUGCAGCUGGCUUGCCUUCCUCCUGCGGGAGAAAUCCUUCCCAAUGAAUAUCCCUGUUACAUCAGCGGAUGGGGACGGCUGUAUACCAAUGGGCCCCUUCCAGAUAAACUGCAGCAAGCAGUGCUCCCAGUUGUGGACAACCCCCAUUGCAACCAACCCGACUGGUGGGGAGGCGUCAUCCGGCAAAACAUGAUCUGCGCCGGUGGAGACAUCCGAGCCGGAUGCAACGGUGACUCCGGGGGACCCCUGAACUGCCAGGCCACGGACGGGAGAUGGUACGUCCAUGGGAUUGCCAGCUUUGUCUCUGCGUUGGGGUGCAACGCCUUGAAGAAGCCCACCGUCUUCACACGGGUCUCCGAUUUCGAUGCCUGGAUUCACGAAACCAUCGCUAAAAAUGUGUGAUGACCGGGAUGCCUUUGGGAGGACUUUCCCCGUUCUAGAAUAAAAUUGCCAAGAGAGAAAGAAAGAGAUUUGUC
Sceloporus undulatus (fence lizard) is the source of this 887-nucleotide messenger RNA. RefSeq names its product proproteinase E-like. NCBI's taxonomy places the organism in Eukaryota, Metazoa, Chordata, Lepidosauria, Squamata, Phrynosomatidae. Gene Ontology annotation, biological process: proteolysis. The coding region runs from base 1 to 813 and encodes 270 amino acids. The record is from RefSeq and is a predicted model, not a curated record. Gene Ontology annotation, molecular function: serine-type endopeptidase activity. The transcript has 8 exons.